This is a messenger RNA of Ornithorhynchus anatinus (platypus), 2855 nucleotides long. It is a transcript of the gene RAB39B, whose product is annotated as RAB39B, member RAS oncogene family. Gene Ontology annotation, molecular function: GTP binding; GTPase activity. Bases 1038 to 1679 code for a protein of 213 amino acids. The transcript is spliced from 3 exons. Gene Ontology annotation, biological process: Rab protein signal transduction. Lineage: Eukaryota; Metazoa; Chordata; Mammalia; Monotremata; Ornithorhynchidae. Gene Ontology annotation, cellular component: Golgi membrane. The record is from RefSeq and is a predicted model, not a curated record.
GGGGAGGGGGAGGGGCGCGGGCCCGUGCCCGGCUCAGCUGGCUGCCAUUUCAUCAGCCCCAGCAGCAGCAGCAGCAGCAGCAUUAGCCUCAGCUGCAGCCCCUCGCACGGGCAAAGCCGCUCUCUUCUCCCUCUGUGCCCACCUCUUCCUCCUCCUCCUCCUCUGUGCCCACCUCUUCCUCCUCCUGCUGCUCCUCCUCCUGGGCUGCUCGCUGCCUCCAUCUCCAUCUUCCCAGGCCGGCUUUGCGGGAGGCUUGUCCUGCGGGGCCUGCGGCGGGGGCCGGGCACCUGCGCUGCCCAUCCGUCCGUCCGUCCGUCCGUCCGUCCGGGGCGGCCCGCAGCCCCCGCCGCAGCCUCCGCCGCAGCCCGAGCCCCGCCAUGGCCCGCACCGGGGGGACGCCCACGCCCUGACCGGGCCCACACCCUGACCCCUGACCCCCUGACCUCCAGGACCUGCCCCCUGCGAGGCAGGUCGGCGACGGGAGGGUGGGCAGCGCCCUCUGCAGGGCAGGUAGAUCACAGGGGGCAGGUGGGGGGGGUGAGUAGCGCCCCCUGCCGGGCAGGUAGACCACAGGGGGCGGGUCGAAGAGAAGGGGGCAGGUUGGAGGGUCGGUAGCGCCCCCUGCAGGGCAGGUCAAAGAGAAGGGGGCAGGUCGGAGGGUGGGUAGCGCCCCCCUCCGGGCAGGUGGACCACAGGGGGCAAGUAGCGCCCCCCUGCGGGGCAGGUAGACGACGGGGGGCAGGUAGCCGACGAGAGUCAGGUAGUGCCCCUCGCAGGGCAGGUCAAGGAGGAGGGGGCAGGUGUGGGGGUGGGCAGCGCCCCUUGCCCGGCAGGUGGACGACAGGGGGCGAGUAGCGCCCACCGCGGGGCAGGUCGAGGAGAAGGGGGCAGGUCAGGGGGCGGGCGGGGGCGGCGACCGGCCCUCCGCCGGGGUCCCGGCCCGGAGCAUGGGCCGGCGGGAGCCCCUCGGGCCUUAGCCGGGCGCGUCCCCCCGCUCCCCGUGGCCGCCCGGCUCCCCGGGCCCCCGAGGCGGGAGCAUGGAGGCCAUCUGGCUCUACCAGUUCCGGCUCAUCGUCAUCGGGGACUCGACCGUGGGCAAGUCGUGCCUCAUCCGCCGCUUCACCGAGGGCCGCUUCGCCCAGGUGUCGGACCCCACGGUGGGCGUCGACUUCUUCUCGCGCCUGGUGGAGAUCGAGCCCGGAAAGCGCAUCAAGCUGCAGAUCUGGGACACGGCCGGACAGGAGAGGUUCAGAUCGAUCACAAGAGCCUACUACAGAAACUCGGUGGGAGGCCUCCUCUUGUUUGACAUCACCAACCGCCGGUCCUUCCAGAACGUCCACGAGUGGCUGGAGGAAACCAAGGCCCAGGUGCAACCCUACCAGAUCGUGUUCGUCCUCGUGGGCCACAAGUGCGACCUCGACGCCCAACGGCAAGUGAGCCGGCACGAGGCGGAGAAGCUGGCGGCCGCCUACGGCAUGAGGUACAUCGAGACCUCGGCCCGGGACGCCAUCAACGUGGAGAAAGCCUUUACGGACCUGACCCGGGACAUAUACGAGCUGGUGAAGAGGGGGGAGGUCACCAUCCAGGAGGGGUGGGAAGGGGUCAAGAGUGGCUUCGUCCCCAACGUGGUGCACUCCUCCGAAGAGGUCGUCAAAUCCGACAGGAGGUGCCUCUGCUAGGCGGGCCCGGGGGGACCGGUCCCCCUUGUCGGAGAAGAACCCCCACCCCCGCCCCCCGCCCCAAGGUGGGUGCGACGGGCCGCGGGGGAUGGGGGCACGGGGGUGGCGCUUUCCAAGGAACUGUACGUAAAGGUCCUAAGUGUAUAGCGGAAGCCUGAUCCGGGCGAUGAUUUCUCCCUGGGCUCUAGGUAUUGGCCCACAUGCGGGAAUCUCCCCGUUAGACUGAGAGGAGUCUGUGGUGCAGAAAAGCUAAGCCAAAAGGAGGAACAAUGAAAUGGCGGGUAGAUAUUUUCUGGAAAGGAUGAGCCCAGGGAGACGGUCUGUCCCCCGGAAGGGUGAAGACGCCUUUCUCACUGAGCGAGGUUGGAAAGAGGCUAGGGGUUUCUACUACGCACCGAGGGCAGCGGUCAGAUCACUACUCUGGGGUUCUGGGUAACAGCCCCGUGGCUCGUGGGUGAGGGGAUGGGGCGGGAGAUUAACGGGGACUGAUACUAACUAAUGAUUUUUGACCUUUCACCCAGUCUUGAGGCCCUCCUUCCACAGCAGCUUGUGUGUUCAGUGACUGUUCACUGUCUGAACUUCUCCGGGAAGGUAGGAGAUGCAGGGGGCAGGUGCUGCCCCUGCUUUCUGUUCUUUCUUUUCCCUCACGCCUUUUCUUGCCCGCCUUCGCUGGGAGAACCACUCCAAGGGAAAGCUGCUCCCGCUUCCUGUGCUCGAACGCUGGAGGUUGUUUUCCUUAUCAAUAAGGGGAGCGUAUGAAUCCACAUCCACCCUUACGGUUUGCUCUUUGUGCUGCACUUGAGUUUCACAGAGCUAGAGCAGGCUGCAGUUAAUAGAAUCGCUGACCCACGGAGUAAAGUGUGAGAAGCUCUUGUCUGAAGGUGAUAGAGGGAGGGGCACUGAUGGGAGGCUGCAGUUGUAAAAAUUAAUUAAUUUUAAAAAACCAUGCAUGUUGGACCAGAAUGAAAUGAAGCUGUACACAUUUUUUUUCCUUGCUUUGUGUUCUAACAGACCUAACAAACGCUGUAUGUACUUAUGUGAUUGCAAACAAACAUGCUUGUAGGUAGCACUGACUUAUCAAUGUGAGAGAUUUUACAGAAAUGUACUAUGUGGUUUGGUCAGGCAUUGUAUUAGUGACCAUGCUUGCUAAUAAACAUGCCGGUUUGGUAAGAGCGA